AUGCUGCCCAGCACAGCCAAGGACAGCCUCUGUCUCCUGUCCACCUACCUGGAAGAACUUGAGGCUAUGGAGCUGAAGAAGUUCAAGAUAUACCUAGGGACUGCCCAGGAGGAACUGGGCCAGGACAAGAUUCCCUGGGGGCGCAUGGAGAAAGCUGGUCCCCUAGAAAUGGCCCAGUUGCUGGUGACCCAUUUGGGGACAAGAGACGCCUGGCUACUGGCUCUCAGGACGUUUGAUCGAAUCCACAGGAAGGACCUUUGGGAGAAAGGACAGAGAGAAGAGCUGGUGAGGGUUACUCCACCUGGUGCUCAGAACUCCCUUGGGAGACAAUCCACGUGCCUUCUAGAAGUGUCUCCUAGCACUCCAAGAAAAGAUCCCCAGAAACUCUACAGGGACUAUGUUCGGAGGAGAUUCCAGCUGAUGGAAGACCGCAAUGCACGUCUUGGGGAAUGUGUCAACCUGAGCCACCGCUACACCCGGCUCCUGUUAGUGAAGGAGCACUCAAAUCCCACGUGGGCCCAACAGAAGCUCUUGGACAUGGGUCGCGGACACGCGAGAUCCAUGGGCCACCAGCCCAGUUCUAUCCAGAUGGAGACCCUCUUUGAACCAGAUGAGGAGCGCCCCGAGCCACCACGAACAGUGGUCUUGCAGGGGGCAGCGGGCAUGGGGAAAUCCAUGCUGGCCCACAAGGCCAUGCUGGACUGGGCCAAUGGCAAGCUCUUCCAUGGCAAGUUCCAUUACGUCUUCUACAUCAGCUGCAGAGAGUUGAACCGCAGCCACGUGCAGUGCAGUGUCCAGGAUCUCAUCGCCAGCUGCUGGCCCGAGCCUAGCAUGCCCCUCCAGGAGCUGAUCCGGGCGCCCGAGCACUUGCUCCUCAUCAUCGACGGUUUCGAUGAACUGCAGCCUUCUUUCCACGAAGCCCAGGGACCCUGGUGCAUCUGCUGGGAAGACAGACCAUCCACGGAGCUCCUCCUGGGCAGCCUCAUUCGCAAGAAGCUGCUGCCCGAGCUGUCUCUGCUCAUCACCACGCGACCGUGUGCUCUGGAGAAGCUCCAUCGCUGCCUGGAACAUCCCAGGCACGUGCAGAUCCUGGGCUUCUCUGAGGCAGAGAAGAAAGAGUAUUGCUACCAGUACUUCCACAACGCAGAGCAGGCCCAUCAAGUGUUCAGCUUCCUGAGGGACAAUGAGCUUCUCUUCACCAUGUGCUUCGUCCCCAUGGUGUCCUGGGUAGUCUGCACCUGCCUCAAGCAGCAGCUGGAGGGUGGCGGCCUUUUAAGACAAACAUCCAGAACGACCACGGCCGUGUACAUGUUCUAUCUCCUGAGUCUGAUGCAUCCCAAGCCAGGGACUCCAACCUUCAAAGCGCCACUCAAUCACAAAGGUCUGGUGUCUCUGGCAGCGGACGGCGUGUGGAACCAGAAAAUCCUGUUUGAGGAGCGGGACCUGCAGAAACAUGGCCUGGACGGGUGUGAUGUCUCUGCCUUCCUCAACAUAAACAUCUUCCAGAAGGACAUCAACUGCGAGAAGUUCUACAGCUUCAUCCACCUGAGUUUCCAGGAGUUCUUUGCAGCCAUGUACUGUGUCCUGCACGGGGGCGAGACCGUGAGGAGGGUGCUGGCCGAGUACGGGCUUUCUGAAAGGAGCUUCGUGGCGCUCACCGCGCGGUUUCUGUUCGGGCUCCUAGACGAGGACAUGAGCCGCUACCUGGAGAAGAAUCUGGGCUGGAAGAUCUCUCCUCACAUCAAAGCGGAGCUGUUGGCCUGGAUCCACAGCAAGGCUCACAGCGAGGGCUCCACCCUGCAGCAUGGCUCCCUGGAGCUGUUCAGCUGCUUGUACGAGAUCCAGGAUGAAGAAUUCAUCCAAGAGGCCCUGAGCCCCUUCCAAGCCAUCGUGGUCAGCAACAUUGCCACCAAGAUGGAGCACAUGAUCUGCUCGUUCUGCGUGAGGCACUGCCGGAAUGUCAUGGUACUGCAUUUGUACGGUAGCGCCUACAGUGAGGGCGAGGGUGAGGGCGACCGGGACAACGGGACCGGACCUCCAGGAACCCGGACUCUGUCCAGAGACUCACCAGAGCGGAGCGCACUGCCCGAUGCCUACUGCGAGCACCUGGCAGCUGCUGUGUGCACCAACCCGAACCUGAUCGAGCUGGCCUUGGACCGCAACGCUCUGGGCAGUCGGGGUGUAGGCCGGCUCUGCCAAGGCCUCAGGCACCCCAGCUGCAAGCUCCAGAACCUGAGGCUGAAGAGGUGCCAGGUUUCAGGAUCUGCCUGCCAGGACCUUGCCAUGGCUCUUAUCGCCAACAGGAAUUUAAUAAGGAUGGACCUCAGUGGCAAUGCCUUUGGGCUUCCCGACGUGGCGCUGCUCUGUGAAGGGCUCCGGCACCCCAGGUGCCAGCUGCAGAUGAUCCAGUUGCGGAGGUGCGGCCUGGAGCCUGGGGCCUGCGGGGAGCUGGCCUCGGUGCUCAGCGCCAACGCGCACCUUGAAGAGCUGGACCUCACGGGGAACGCCCUGGAGGACCGGGGCCUCCGGCUGCUGUGCGAGGGACUGAGGCACCCCGUGUGCAGGCUGCGGACCUUGUGGCUGAAGAUCUGCCACCUUGGCCCUGCUUCCUGUGAAGACCUGGCCUCCACCCUCCGUGUGAACCAGAGCCUGACGGAGCUGGAUCUGGGCCUGAAUGACCUCGGGGACCCUGGGGUGCUGUUGCUGUGUGAGGGACUCAGUCACCCUGAGUGCAAACUCCAGAGCCUCCGAUUGGGCAUUUGCCGACUGGGCUCGGCUGCCUGUGAGGGGCUGGCCCGUGUGCUCCAAGUUCACCCGUGCAUCCGGGACCUGGACCUGAGCUUCAAUGACCUGGGAGACAAGGGCUUGUGGCUGUUAGGGGAGGGGCUGCGUCACCCCACCUGCAGGCUCCAAAAGCUGUGGUUGGACAGUUGUGGCCUCACAGCCAAAGCCUGUGAGGACCUUUCUUCCAUCCUGGGGACCAACCAGAGCCUGACUGAGCUCUACCUCACCAACAACGCCCUGGAGGAUGCAGGCGUGCGGUUGCUAUGCAGGAGGUUGAGGCACCCUGGCUGCAAACUCCGAGUCCUCUGGUUAUUUGGAAUGGCCUUGAGCAAGAUGACGCACAGGAGGCUGGCCGCGCUGCGGGCAGCAAAACCGUACUUGGACAUUGGCUGCUGA
Molecule: messenger RNA, 3180 nt
Organism: Jaculus jaculus (lesser Egyptian jerboa)
Lineage: Eukaryota; Metazoa; Chordata; Mammalia; Rodentia; Dipodidae
Gene: Nlrp12
Product: NLR family pyrin domain containing 12
Exons: 10
Coding region: 1-3180 (1059 amino acids)
Biological process (GO): cellular response to cytokine stimulus; positive regulation of MHC class I biosynthetic process; negative regulation of inflammatory response
Cellular component (GO): cytoplasm
Molecular function (GO): protein binding
Source: RefSeq, a predicted model, not a curated record